Hemiscyllium ocellatum (epaulette shark) is the source of this 3213-nucleotide messenger RNA. It is a transcript of the gene scarf1, whose product is annotated as scavenger receptor class F, member 1. Gene Ontology annotation, molecular function: scavenger receptor activity. Lineage: Eukaryota; Metazoa; Chordata; Chondrichthyes; Orectolobiformes; Hemiscylliidae. The record is from RefSeq and is a predicted model, not a curated record. Bases 126 to 2768 code for a protein of 880 amino acids. The transcript has 12 exons.
ACUGAGCUCAGGGUGUGGGUAACCCAGAGAGUGCUGUGCUGAUCAGUAACCUGACUGAGAGAUUCCACAAGUGAGCCCAGAGAGUGGUCCAGAUCCCCAGGACUGAACAGCAACCCCCCCUGGGAAUGGCUACGGGACCCCUACUCACCCUGGUUAGUCUUUACGCUCUGGUCUGGACCUCUCACGGUCAGCAACUUCAUCCGAAUGGAACUAACGUUUGUUCAUCAGCAAGAGAUCCUCCAUCACUGAGCUGCUGUCCAGGCUGGAGGCAGCAGGGCAAUGAGUGCUCCAUCGGCACUGCUGAGUUUCUCCAGCACACUUUCCUGUUUGAUUACUCAGCGAUCUGCGACGGGCCACAUUCCUGCAGCCCGCAAGAGAUCUGCAUCCGGCCUGGAGUCUGCCGCUGUCCCCACGGAUUCUUCGGAGCCAAGUGCGUGACCAGGUGUCCGGAUCAGUUUUGGGGUCCGGACUGUCGGAAUGAGUGUCCGUGCCACCCGAACGGGAGGUGUGAAGCGAGGACAGGGAGGUGCCUGUGUUACCGCGGUUACUGGGGCCCACGGUGCAGCAGGAAGUGUGACUGUCUCCAUGGCCAGUGUGAUAGCAGUACCGGGAGCUGCCAGUGUGAGGCAGGCUGGUGGGGACAUGACUGCAGCAGACUGUGUCGCUGUGAGACAGGGAAGUCAGUGUGUGACCCACAGACAGGGAGGUGUCUCUGCUCCCCUGGGUACUGGGGCACACGGUGUAACCUGCUGUGUUACUGUCACCGCUCGCCAUGUGGCCAGCUAACCGGGGUGUGUGAGUGUACCGCCGGCUGGUGGGGGCCUCUGUGUGAACGCCGCUGUGCCUGUCUACAUGGAUUCUGUAACUCCACCAAUGGGCACUGCGUGUGCCAGCCCGGCUAUCACGGCACAACCUGCAACCAGCCCUGCCAGACUGGCCUCUACGGAGAGAACUGCCGCAAGAGGUGCGGUCACUGUAAGGAUGCAGAGCAGUGCUCCCCCAGCGAUGGUUCCUGCCCAGCCUGUUUGCAGGGAUGGACCGGGAGUCAGUGUGAGCGGCCGUGCCCCCCAGGAGCACACGGGGAAAACUGUACAGAGCACUGUCCCCACUGCAGGCAUGGGGAACCCUGCAACGCCAUCACUGGUCACUGCCGAAGCUGCAACCCUGGCUGGAUUGGCCCCAGGUGUGACACCCGCUGUGUGUCUGGGACGUUUGGUCUUGGUUGUCAAUCCAUCUGUCCUGACUGUAACCAUGGAAACUGUCACCAUAUCGCAGGGGAGUGUGUGUGCCAUGAGGGAUAUACAGGAGCCAGAUGUAACCUCACGUGUCUGAGUGGAUUUUAUGGUCUGAAUUGUUCGACUUCCUGUCACUGUCUUGGAGCGGCCUGUGACCCUGUGACUGGAGACUGUCCUUUCAGUCAGGGCGGCGUUGUGAUCGCUGUUGUUGUGGUGUCGCUACUCAUCCUGCUCUGCAUCUUGUGCUGCUGUUGUUGUGGAAACGACAAGAACGAUCCCAAGGACAGGACACUGGAGGAGGAACAUGGUCCGAUUACACGGAUGAAACACCACGUCCGGGGAGUUCUGCUCAAUCUUGGCUCCGGAAUACUGUGCUUCUCGUUCGGAAAUCAGAAACUGCCCAAAGUGACCGUUUCCCACCAUGACGCUGAUGUCAGUUUCAACUGCAGUUUCAUUGACUCUCCCUCAGCUGGAUGGGAGUCUGUCUCAUUCUCCUCCUUCGGCACUGAUGAGGGGGAACCUGUCUACUGUGUCCCUCCUCAGGAAGGAAGCUUGUUGCUGACUCCUGAAGCCGGUUUUCAGGAAUUGAGUUCCCGCUGUAACUAUUUCCCGGUGGAGCAGUCGGAGCCGAACAGUGAGGACACUGUGCAGCCGCUGAACAUUCCUCGGACCUCCAGCAUUGUGAAAGCUCACCGGCCCUCUGUCUCGUUUGCUGAGGGCACCAAAUUCGGGCCUGAGUGGAGGCGGGGCUCGAUGCCCGAGAGCAGGGUCAUCCCUGCGGCCAAUGCCCAGCGGAAAAGGAAGCUGUCCUGGACUCUCAGUAAGUUAUCGCCCAUUGAGUCGGUACCAGGGCAGUCUGAAUGCCAGCCUUACCAGUGUAUCGAUGUGCCCGGUGUCUACCCUGACGGCAGAGCUCCAUCCCACCACAGUCUGACCUCUCCCGGGGCACGUGCUGGGGAGCACACAGCUCCCUCCCCCAUGGCCCCCAGAGACCCCCAGGGUCUGGAGCCGAGGGGCUCCCCGGUCACACCGGCAGGGACCAGGAUUGGUGGCAGUAGCCAGAAGGCGCCGACACGGGAACCUCAGCGCUCCUCCAGGAUCUGGGCCAGCACCGCAGAUGGAAUCGGAGUCGGCACGGUCCAGGCAAUGCUGAGGAGGUUCGGAAGUUUCCAGAAGCAACGGUCAGCUCCCCAGGAGGAGCUGGGUCCUCGCGCCCGGGGACAGAACGUCUCCAAACUGCAGCGCACGCUGGAGAAGAAGCUGAGGUCGUGUGCGUCAGCGGGUGAGGCUGCCUCUCCCAGUGUGCACUGUUCCCCAGGGUCCCAGCAGAGCCCAGCAGGCAGUACCAGCACCCUGCCCAGGAAGGCCCUGAUCCCAACCACACCCAUCCUCCACAAACUGGUGGCCAAUGUCACAGAGGGCACACAGGGGCGGCUGGACAUGCUGCACCCCUCCAGCCAAUCCGAACCCUCUCCCGGGCUGGAGCCCGAGAUCCCGGGCGGGCAGCAGGAACCCCGGCAGAAUGCUCUGUGAAGGAAACCCGGAGAUAGAGAGAGAGGUUCACACUGACCCAGAGGGUGGGGGCAGACAGCGACCACUCUCUGCCCCCCCCACCCCCCAGGGUGGUAGCGGGGGAGAGGGGAGGGUGGUCAAUGCUGAGCCUGACUUGGUCAAACAUAUAAAACACCCCACCCUGGCAGACACCCUGGGGAGGGUGGGGGGACGGGAGAAUGGAGGGAUCAGGUCAGUGGGGGAUCGGGUCAACAGUCAGGGAUAGUGAUGGGCUGCUAGAUCCUAGUUUUACAUUAUUGUGAAAAUCCCCCGCUCCAUCUCAUUGGCUGGGCAACAAUGAAGUGGUGACCAAUGGGAAUGACCGAGGGGAGUGACCAAGGGAGGUGACUGAUGGGGCUGUUUGAGAGAGAUGACCGAGGGGACUGACCGAACAAAUCAAACAGGAGUAUGGCAAGGUGUUGGGGGA